GCCGCCGCUGCUGCCAGCGGAAAAUGGCUGCUACAACCUCGAGCCUGUCCUGACACACUGAGAGGACAUAAAGAUGGAGAGGGAAAAGAUAAAGAACUGAGUGUCUGGGAGUAUAGAAAAAAGAGAGACAGAGGGUGCGUGAGAGAGCGUGUGUGUUUGCGUGUGUAUGAGAGUGCGUGUGUAUAUGCGUGUAUGUCUGUGCGUUGACAGAGGAGGGAACUAUAACCAGAGGAUACCGGGGGCAGCGAGCUCGAAGCGGUGGGCGACACCAAGCCAUGGAGCGCGAUGUAGUGCGCGUUCGCGCAGUGGUGAUGACGCGUGACGACUCCAGCGGCGGGUGGGUGCCCCUGGGAGGCGGCGGCCUCAGUCACGUUGCGAUAUGUAAGGGGCGGAGUCCGGGAGACAGGGGGCGGAGAGACUACUGCAUUCGCGGGGAGAGGCUGCGGGACCGAGCGCCGGUGCUGGAGUGCUUGGUGCGGAGAGGGCUGGUCUACAACAAGGUCAACCCCAUCUUCCAUCACUGGCGCGUGGAGGACCAAAAAUUUGGUCUGACUUUUCAGAGCCCAGCCGAUGCCAUCUCCUUUGAGCAAGGGCUCCAUGGCGUCAUGGACCGGCUGGAGAGAGAAUCUGACUCUCCAUCUUCCUCCACCCCAGAAGAGGGAGACACCGAAGAUGACGGCCAAGCUUCCCGCACGGGCAGCGAGUCGUCGUCCAACAGCCGGAAGGAAAUGCUGCCCAAGCCCGUCACCAUAGUGACCAGCGAGUCCUCGUCCCCGUGCUUCGCGCUCCCUUCUGCCGCAGAGGAUUAUGGGUACGGAGCCCAGCACGGCGUCACCACGCAGACUCCUGCGCAGAUCCACAUUAGGCCAGUGCAGCUGCAGCCUCCGCAAACCUCAGCCGCGGUCAGCUCCUCGGUGGCCCCGCCCCUGACCCCGCCCACCCCGGCGGCCGCCGCCCCGUCCCCCCUCUCGCCGCUCUCCCCCACCCUCUCCCUGCUGGAGCAGGGCGACAUCAAGGACCUGUGGGGCGCGCGCGGGUACGAGGACUACCGGCGGGCGGAGCUGGCCCGGGCCGGCGGGGGCGGGGUCAGCUCGCAGGACAAGUCGGAGCUGUGCGUGGUGCGGUUCGGCAAGGAGCAGGCGGGGGCGGGCGAGGGCACGGUCACCCUGGACACCAAGGCGUCCCAGCGGCUCUCCUCCUCCUCCUCGCCCACGCCCAACACCGUCACCAGCCCCCCGGCCUCCGACUCCAGCAGGGGCUCGCCCUCCUGCUGCCUCCGCGCCUCGCGGACCCGCAGGCGAGGGGGCGGGACCGGGCGCGACUGCGGCCUGACGCUGGGCCUCUCGGCCUCGCCCUCCACCAGCGGCGGGGCGGCGGGGGGCCCCAGCGACGAGGGCCCCUGCCCCGCCCCGCCGUCGCCCCGCUCCUCCCGCUGCGUCUACUGCCGCUCCAUCUUCAGCGCGGCGGAGAACGGGCGGGGCCGCUGCCGGGACGCCCCGGACCCCGCCCUUCGCUGCUUGCGCCGCUGGACGUGCGUCUGGUGCGCCGAGAGCCUGCUCUACCACUGCGCCUCGGACCCCGAGGGCGAGUUCUGGGAACCCUGCUCGUGCGAGGACCCGCAGGGGGCGCGGGUGAGCCCGCUGUGCUGCGCCCGCUGGGCGGCUCUGCUCGCCCUCUCCCUCCUGGUGCCCUGCAUGUGCUGCUACCUGCCCCUGUGCGCCUGCCUGCACUGCGGGGAGCGGUGCGGCUGCUGCGGGGGGAAGCACAAGGCCGCCCGGUGAUCCCGGACGAGAGGGCGGGGGCAGGGG
Messenger RNA from Anguilla rostrata (American eel), 1808 nucleotides. Its product is annotated as sprouty-related, EVH1 domain-containing protein 2-like. Gene Ontology annotation, molecular function: protein kinase binding. The record is from RefSeq and is a predicted model, not a curated record. Lineage: Eukaryota; Metazoa; Chordata; Actinopteri; Anguilliformes; Anguillidae. The transcript has 6 exons. Gene Ontology annotation, biological process: multicellular organism development; negative regulation of MAPK cascade. Gene Ontology annotation, cellular component: membrane. Bases 276 to 1781 code for a protein of 501 amino acids.